UGUAAAAACCACACACACUUUUUUCGGGGCAAUGUCCUGACAAAUAGUCUGCAGUGUGUUGUCUCGUAUGACCGGUUUCUUUUUAAUGGUCAAAAAUGGAGGAGAGGAAGAAUUUGGACAGCAUGUUUGAUGGUACGUACAAACUGAUUCAAGACGACUUCAAUGUAGACGACCAGCCUCAAGAAGAACAACAAGAUGUUAAAAUUGUGUUGACAUCUGGAAGCAGUUUGAAAAAGGACAAACAUCUGGCAGUGAGCCUGAUGCUGCUCGCUGCACUUCUGCUUGCUGUCGAUAUUGGCCUGGGUGUCUUCUAUAACAAACUUACUCAAAGGCAGAGGUCAUUAAUGCACUACAACGCAGAGUUGACCAAACUACAGGAGACUUACGAUGAAGCGAUGCAAAGCAGAGACGAAGCCCUGAAGCAGUUGGCGGCAGAGCGCAGCCAGCAACAAGUCAUCAAGUGGGCGCUGGAACACCAGGAGAGAAGAAACAAAAACUACCAAAAGCAGACUGAUCAAAUACAAACGGAUAUCGCGUCACUGCAAUCUCACAUACCGCUAUUUUAUGACGGCUGCAGACACUGUUUACCAGGAUGGAUUUUCAUGAACUCAAUGUGUUACUACUUCUCCACCUCUGAAGCGGUUCCACGUAGAACGUGGCAAGCAGCUCGAGACUACUGCAAGAGGCAGGGAGGCGACCUGGCAGUCAUCGACAGCCCAGCCAAACAGGGUUUCAUUGUGAGUUAUCUGAGAAGUAAGCAAGGCCCCUUCAGACGCUUUGACGGCUUCUGGUUUGGACUGCGAGAUGUAUAUGAAGAAGGGCUUUGGAAAUGGAUAGAUGGAACGCCAGUGACUGAGGAGUACUGGAAUGACGGCGAGCCUAACAACGUUAAUAACGAGGAUUGCGCAACGGUUCUAAUGAAGGAAAACUUCUUCAAGGCUUGGAAUGAUCUUUCAUGCGAACAAAUGCGCCGGUGGAUUUGUGAAAUGAAUGCUAAAGGUCUAUGAAUGAUUACUUAGAAAAGAAUUUCCACACAAAUAUUGACUAAAGCUCCAACUGAGAGAUUUUUAGACAAAUCACCAGACUUCUUACCACAUCACUACUUUGACACUUACACAUAAAAACACAUUAUGACACACAUUUUUUUUUAACCUAUUCCACUUAGAUCUUAUGGGAGAAUCAGUUAACAGAAGCUCCUUUUGUUUGUUGUAAAAUUGCGUAAUGAUAGCCAUGUUUCUCAGCUGUGACAAAAGCCUCAGCAAGUACUCUGUAAAAUACAGUGAGCACAUGAAUAAAAAGAUAUCAUCCUCUAAUUACAUACUAUAUAAUUUGAGAAAAGUUUUUGUUGUUUUUUCCACUACUCCUUCGAGGUGCGCUCCAUUGUUGCUCUAAUUCCAUGUGCAAAUUUGAUUACACCAACAUCUAUCAAACUGAAGUGAGUUUGAGUUUGUUUUCCAAACAAAGAAAA
Molecule: messenger RNA, 1468 nt
Organism: Thalassophryne amazonica
Lineage: Eukaryota; Metazoa; Chordata; Actinopteri; Batrachoidiformes; Batrachoididae
Product: CD209 antigen-like protein A
Exons: 6
Coding region: 96-1007 (303 amino acids)
Biological process (GO): biological process involved in interspecies interaction between organisms
Cellular component (GO): external side of plasma membrane
Molecular function (GO): fucose binding; D-mannose binding
Source: RefSeq, a predicted model, not a curated record